CGUGCAUGCUAUCUUCACGAUACCAGAAAAUACACGCGAUGCAACACGAAAAGUUGGGUAUAAAAAUCGAGAAUGUUUAAAAGACUCGACGUUAGAAGAGGAAACGAGAAGUUCGAGAGUUGAACUAAUACUACUUUCGAAGAAAAACACGUCGCCAUGUCACGAUACAUCGUGUGCAUAUUUAUCGUUACGAUUCUUGUUCAUAUUAAGGGACAAUCGAAGGUGACGGGAAAAGAUAUAAAGUGCGAAAAGAACGAAGAAAUGAACGUUUGUGGAAAAUUGUGCGAGGCAACUUGCAACAACCCAAACUCGGAUUUCGAACUUUGCCCUUCGAUCCCAUGCAACUCGGAAAUUACGAGAGAUUGUCGAUGCACGUACGGUACCGUGAGAAACGAAAAGACCAAGGCUUGCAUACCGCUCUCAAAAUGUCCCAACAUUCUUUAGAAAUCGAGUCGAUAACGUCAAAUUGUACAAACAAAUAAAGAAUAUUUUUACCAUACACCUUCUAACACUUGUUACA
This is a messenger RNA of Apis dorsata (giant honeybee), 520 nucleotides long. RefSeq names its product cysteine-rich venom protein 1-like. The transcript is spliced from 3 exons. NCBI's taxonomy places the organism in Eukaryota, Metazoa, Arthropoda, Insecta, Hymenoptera, Apidae. The coding region runs from base 157 to 444 and encodes 95 amino acids. The record is from RefSeq and is a predicted model, not a curated record.